Molecule: messenger RNA, 2214 nt
Organism: Prunus armeniaca (apricot)
Lineage: Eukaryota; Viridiplantae; Streptophyta; Magnoliopsida; Rosales; Rosaceae
Source: the annotation of a GenBank genome assembly
AUGGCUACACUUGGAGAUUUAGGGGUUGGAGCAGCCAUCAAUAUUCUUAGCGCAUUCCUUUUCUUUGUAGUAUUGCCAUUCUUAGGCUUCAACCCUUCAAUGAUAGGGUGUACUUUCCAAAAUGCUGCGUUGAAGAUGCCGGAACCGGAGCUUAUUGAUCAUGCAGGAUUGGAUUCUGCAGUUUACUUACGGAUAUAUUUGAUAGGGCUUAAAAUCUUUGUUCCUAUAGCAUUCCUCGCAUGGGCUGUUUUGGUACCAGUCAACUGGACAAAUAGCACUUUGGAUCUAGCAAAGCUAGCCAAUGUUACUUCCAGUGACAUUGAUAAGCUCUCAAUUUCAAAUGUCCCAGCUAAAUCACCAAGAUUCUGGAGUCAUAUAGUGAUGGCUUAUAUCUUUACCUUUUGGACAUGCUAUGUGCUGCUGAAGGAGUAUGAGACUGUUGCCAAAAUGCGGUUGCAUUUUCUUGCAACAGAGCAGCGCCGACCAGAUCAAUUUACGGUCCUUGUUAGAAAUGUUCCACCAGACGCAGACGAAUCUACAAGUGAGCUUGUGGAGCACUUUUUUCUGGUCAACCAUCCAGAUCACUAUCUUACACAUCAGGUGGUAUACAAUGCCAAUAAACUUGCGAAGUUGGUACAGAAGAGGAAAAAGAUGCAGAACUGGCUUGUCUACUAUCGGAAUAAAGUUUCUAGAAGUAAAAAUUCAACAAGGCCCUUAAUGAAGACUGGUUUUCUUGGGCUUUGGGGAACUAAAGUUGAUGCAAUUGAAUAUUAUGAAACUGAGAUUGAGAAAUUGUCAAAUGAUAUAGCUGAAGAAAAGGAGAGGGUUGCAAAUGAUUCCAAGUCUAUCAUGCCAGCUGCCUUUGUUUCCUUUAAAACUCGAUGGGGUGCUGCUGUUUGUGCACAAACUCAGCAAUCCAGAGAUCCAACUAUUUGGUUAACCGAUUGGGCUCCGGAGCCACGUGAUGUAUAUUGGCCAAACCUGGCAAUUCCAUAUGUUUCACUCUCAGUUAAGAGACUAAUUAUGGGCGUUGCAUUCUUUUUUCUCACCUUCUUUUUCAUGAUCCCGAUUGCAAUUGUACAAUCUUUUGCAAGCCUUGAGGGAAUCGAGAAAGCAGCUCCAUUCCUAAAACCCAUUGUAGAAAUGAAGUUCAUUAAGUCAGUCAUUGCGGGUUUUCUACCUGGGAUUGCACUGAAGUUGUUUCUAAUCUUUCUGCCAACCAUAUUGAUGAUCAUGGCUAAAUUUGAGGGCUUUAUGUCUAAGUCUUCCCUUGAAAGGAGAGCCGCAUCUAGAUACUAUCUCUUCAGUUUUGUGAAUGUAUUCCUUGGGAGCAUUAUUGCUGGAACAGCGUUUGAACAGCUAGAUACUUUCAUUCACCAAUCAGCAACUGAGAUUCCAAAAACAAUUGGUGUUGCAAUCCCAAUGAAAGCAACUUUCUUUAUUACAUAUAUAAUGGUUGAUGGAUGGGCUGGUAUAGCUGCAGAGAUUUUGAUGUUGAAACCACUGAUAAUAUUCCAUUUGAAGAAUUUCUUCCUGGUUAAGACCGAUAAGGAUAGGGAGGAGGCAAUGGAUCCAGGAAGUAUUGGUUUCAACACUGGAGAGCCUCGUAUACAGUUGUAUUUCUUACUAGGCCUUGUGUAUGCUACAGUGACACCAGCCUUACUUCCGUUCAUAAUUAUCUUCUUUGGCCUGGCUUAUGUUGUUUUCCGUCAUCAGAUCAUAAAUGUUUAUAACCAGGAGUAUGAAAGCGCUGCAGCAUUCUGGCCUGAUGUCCAUGGUCGUGUUGUCUCUGCAUUGAUUAUCUCACAACUCCUCCUUUUUGGAUUGUUGAGUACAAAAGAAGCUGCUCAGUCAACACCGUUUCUCAUUGCACUUCCAGUGCUGACCAUAUGGUUCUAUAGGUAUUGCAAAGGUCGUUUCGAACCUGCAUUUGUGACAUAUCCAUUACAGGAAGCAAUGAUGAAAGAUACUCUGGAACGUGCAAAAGAACCAAACUUGAAUUUGAAAGGCUAUCUUCAGAGCGCAUAUGUCCAUCCAGUUUUUAGAGAUUGUGAUGACGAUGAAGACAUUGAGUCGAUUGACAAGGGUGAAAAUGAGAGCGUGAUUGUGCCCACAAAACGGCAUUCUCGGAGGAACACCCCAGUGCCUAGCAGAAUGACAGGUGGAUCCUCACCAUCUCUGCCUGAUGUUGUUGAAGACUAUGCACAGCCUUAA